Sphenostylis stenocarpa is the source of this 462-nucleotide messenger RNA. NCBI's taxonomy places the organism in Eukaryota, Viridiplantae, Streptophyta, Magnoliopsida, Fabales, Fabaceae. The record is from the annotation of a GenBank genome assembly.
AUGUAUGGUGUGUCUCAGCUGCAGAGACAGUUGACUGAAUACACUUCUUCUCUGUUUGAUGAGGGUUUCCUAGAUGAUCAAUUUAACGAGGUUCAGCAACUUCAAGAUGAAAGCAACCCAGAGUUUGUGGUUGAAGUGGUGACUCUUUUCUUUGAGGGUGCAGAGAGGCUUCUCAAUGAGCUGGCAAAGGCACUAGGACAGGAUAACAUUGAUUUCAAAAGGGUGGAGGCUAAUGUUCGCCAAUUGAAAGGUAGCAGCUCCAGCAUUGGUGCACAGAGAGUUCAGAAAGUCUGCAUUGCCUUCAGGAACUACUGUGAGGAGAAAAAUGUUGAAGGGUGUCUUAAAACCUUACAGGAAAUAAAGCAGGAGUGUUCCUCAGUGAAAAGCAAGCUUGAAACUCUCUUCAAGAUGAAGCAGCAGGUUUUGUCGUGGGAGGCUCCAUUAUUAGGUAGUGGGCGAUAA